AUCACAAACAUCCAAAAACAAACUUUGAUCUUAAAAAGUCAUAGCAGCAUGAUUCAUACUAAGACCGGGUCAGGUCGUCGGAUCCUGACUUUUCCGGCUGUGCAACCAUGCGAAUCAAUCUCCAUAGUCACCUUACUCGACUCACUCAUUCAACUCGCCGGCGACAUUCUCACAUUCAAGUCGAAACACUUCUCCACCAAUAAACAAAGCUUCAGAGAAACUCUAAGGCGAAUCCAAAACCUAGUUCUCGUCUUCGAAGAGAUCCGGAUCCGAGUCGGGACUCCGAGACGCUAUUUCCACCACGACUCUGCUGCUGUCUUGAGUCUCAAGGAGAUCCACGUCAUCUUCCAGAAGCUCAAGUUCCUUGUAGAAGACUGCACAAGAGACGGAGCUAGGCUAUGUAUGAUGAUGAACUCUGAUCAAGUCUCGGAUCACCUCCGUGUCCUGACUCGAUUCAUAUCCACCAGUCUUGGUGCGUUCCCUGUUGCAUCCGUUGACUUACCGAGCGAAGUCAACGAGCUGGUUGACUUAGUGGUGCGGCAAACUCGUAAGUAUGGAGUCAAACUUGAAACAAAUGAUAUACGGGUCAUGAGCUCUGUUAAUCGGAUCCUUGCUCUGUUCGAGAACAGAGUUAUUCCUGAUCCGGAUGAAAUAAACAUGAUACUAGAUCACGUAGGGAUAAGAAAAUGGGGAGACUGCGUCAAAGAGAUCAACUUUCUCGGAGAAGAGAUAGCUGCGGAGCGGUUAGAUGAGAAGAAGAAGCAGAAGAAUAGUAACGUUCGAGUCAAGCUUCUCAGUAGCUUAAUGGGGUUCAUAUGCUAUUGCAGAUGCGUUAUACUUCGACGGAUCGAGAGAGAUGAUGCUCAUCAUCAUAACGUAGAUGAUAAUGACAAAGACCAAGACUUGAUUCGAGGAUUAAGAGUUGAGGAUCUCCUUUGUCCAAUCUCACUAGAGAUUAUGAUGGAUCCUGUGGUUAUAGAAACAGGGCACACAUAUGAUCGGAGCUCAAUUACAAAAUGGAUCGGAUCCGGUAACAUCACGUGCCCUAAAACCGGAAAGAUUCUCGCGAGUACUGAUUUGGUUGACAACGUUUCCGUGAGGCGAGUGAUAUAUAAUCACUGCAGAACAAACGGCAUCGUUUUGACGAGUAUUGUUGUUGGCCGGAGAAGGAAGACUCAAGACGACGUGGUGCCGGAGAGUUUGGCUGCAAAGGGAGCUGCGAAACUCAUGGCAAAGUUUCUCACUUCAGAGCUACUCAAUGGCGACAUGGAGAUGAUUUACAGAGCCGUGAGAGAGAUUCGUGUUCAGACCAAGACAAGUAGUUUUAACAGGUCUUGUCUGGUUAAAGCUGGUGCCGUGAGUCCACUCUUAAGGCUUCUUAGCUCCGAAGAUUCCAAGGUUCAAGAAAACGUUCAAGAAAACGCAAUGGCUGGGAUCUUGAAUCUUUCAAAGCACGUUACUGGUAAAUCCAAGAUUGUUGGAGAAGGGUUGAAGAUCAUCGUAGAGAUUCUCAACGAAGGAGCUAAAACAGAGACGAGACUAUACGCUGCUUCUGCUCUGUUCUAUCUAUCUUCCGUUGAAGAUUACAGCAAACGGAUCGGAGAAAAUAAAGAUUCGAUUCCGGGGCUGAUGAAGAUCGUUAAAGGAGAAGAUUACGGCGGUUCGGCGAAACGCAACGCGUUGCUCGCGGUUAUGGGUUUGUUGAUGCAGUCUGAUAACCAUUGGCGUGUUCUCGCCGCCGGAGCUGUUCCUAUACUUCUUGAUCUGAUGAGAUCGGAAGAUACCAGCGGCGAACUCACGGCGGAUUGUUUAGCGACGCUAGCGAAGCUGGCGGAGUAUCCUGAUGGGACGAUUGGGGUGAUCCGACGUGGCGGUUUGAAACUCGCGGUGAAAGUUUUGUCUUCGUCGGAUGUUUUGCCGGCGGUGAAACAGCACUGUGUUGGUCUGAUUCUGAACCUUUGUCUUAACGGAGGUCGUGACGUCGUUGGGGUUCUGGUGAAGAACACGUUAGUUAUGGGGUCGCUUUACACGGUGUUAAGUAACGGCGAAUAUGGGGGAAGCAAAAAGGCUAGCGCGCUUAUCAGAAUGAUCCAUGAGUUCCAGGAGAGGAAAACCGGUUCGUCCGGUUCAGUUGAACCAAGUCUUCAAAGAGGACGGUUUGUUCACGCCUGGUGAUUUUGGUUAUUUACCAAAAAGUAACUCUUGAGUAUUUCUUUUCAACCAUUGGGCCACAACAUGCCAGACCAUCAACUUCUUCUUCUCAUCUUCUUCCUCUGCCCGGACUUGAACUCAUGAGGUGAAGAGUACUUUUGUAUCCCUCAAACCAAAUGAGCUAACAAAUCCAGGCAACUCUUGAGUAUUUCAAAGAGUUAUUUACCAAAAAGAAACUUAAAGGGUGAAAUUCAUUUUUUUUUUUUACAUAUGUAAGUAGUAUUUGAUGUAUAAACCAAAGAGGGAUGGCAUUAAGCUUCAUGUUUUUUGAGAAGCUGUGUAGUCCAUACUUCAUACUGUAAUUUUUUUUCUUCAUAGAUGUAUAAAUUAAUUAAUAAAAACAAUUACAAUAUGAAGUCAAACUA
Messenger RNA from Camelina sativa (false flax), 2576 nucleotides. Its product is annotated as U-box domain-containing protein 18-like. Gene Ontology annotation, molecular function: ubiquitin-protein transferase activity; protein binding. Gene Ontology annotation, biological process: protein ubiquitination. NCBI's taxonomy places the organism in Eukaryota, Viridiplantae, Streptophyta, Magnoliopsida, Brassicales, Brassicaceae. The record is from RefSeq and is a predicted model, not a curated record.